Messenger RNA from Dreissena polymorpha, 2617 nucleotides. Its product is annotated as dipeptidase 1-like. Bases 320 to 1753 code for a protein of 477 amino acids. The record is from RefSeq and is a predicted model, not a curated record. NCBI's taxonomy places the organism in Eukaryota, Metazoa, Mollusca, Bivalvia, Myida, Dreissenidae. The transcript is spliced from 11 exons. Gene Ontology annotation, molecular function: metallodipeptidase activity. Gene Ontology annotation, biological process: proteolysis.
AAGCGUUAUAAAAUACGGUACAAUUCAACAAUUCAAACUACUCGAAAGAUUCUGUUUAUAUUGUAAACAUCGUAAAGGCUGGUAUAAACUGAAAAUAUUGGGCUCCGUAUUCAAAGCCAUACUCAAGCCACUGAAUUGUUUAUUUGGAUGUAAAUGAGAAUAUCAAAAUCGGCACACGUUCAGAUUAAUGAAACUUAUACACGCGCCUAAAAUCAACUAAGUGCAAGUUAACAUUUAUUCACAAGUAUUAAAAUUAGACAGCUUUGCGUUCGUCUGCUUUCAUUAUUGAAAUAUGACGUACAUUUGAUGAGUGUUUUUUAUGGAUGCUAACGGCGAAGUGUAUUACGGCAAUAUCGGUAGUACGGCAACCGUCUGCUCGCGAACCGGCCUUUUCGGUGAUUCCCGGAAGAGGAUGCAGACGCGUCUCCUAUACGGCGCCAUCUGUGUGCUCAGCGUCAUUGUGGUGGCGCUCGUCAUUGCGUUAGCGGUGGUUGCCUCCAAAACGCCAGGAAGUAACGGCGCUGAGACGCCGGCGAACGGAUGUCAGGCCGGCGGCGUAUGGGAUCUACCUGAAGUUGAUUGCUCUCAUGCUAUUAGUGAUUUGGACAAAGCGAAAUGCGUCUUGGACAGCUAUCCAUUAAUUGACGGACAUAAUGACCUACCGUACCGUUAUCGACGGUUCUCCAACACUUCCGUUUACGGCGUGGACCUGACGUCUGACCUCCGGCAGGUCUGGAGUACGAAUCUCUCGCAUACCGACAUACCCCGACUGAGAGAGGGAAAACUGGGUGCACAGUUUUGGGCAUGUUAUGUCCCCUGCAAGUCUCAGUACAAAGACGCUGUCCGCCUGUCUCUGGAGCAGCUUGACGUCAUUCGGAAGUACGUCACGCGCUAUCCUGACACCUUCCGGUGGGUGACAACGGCGCAAGGAAUACUCGAUGCAUUCCAAGCUGGUCGGGUUGCCAGUCUAGUGGGUCUAGAAGGCGGCCAUUCUAUAGACAGCAGCCUGGCUGCCCUGAGGAUGUUCUACGACUUGGGGGUACGCUACAUGACCAUCACACACAGCUGCAACACUCCGUGGGCGGACAACUGGAAAAUUGAUGAGCCGACUUAUAACAUAACAGUUGACGGACCAAAAUUAGGAGGUCUUACUGUAUUCGGAGAGACAGUAAUCAAAGAGAUGAACCGACUGGGGAUGCUGAUUGACCUACCGCACGUUGCCAAUGCUACCAUGGUAGACGCUCUGCGAGUAUCCAGGGCGCCUGUUAUAUACAGUCACUCAUCGGCAUUCACCAUCUGUAACCACUUCCGAAACGUACAGGACUCUGUGCUACAUCUUACGAAGCGGAACGGCGGGGUUGUCAUGGUGAACUUUUAUGACUUGUACGUCACGUGUCCGCCACUGACGGAAAAACCGUCCAAGUUAAGUCACGUGGCGGAUCACAUAGAUUACAUCAAGAACAUUAUUGGAAUCGACCACGUGGCCAUUGGAGCGGACUACGAUGGAAUUCCCACGUUGCCUGUGGGUCUAGAGGACGUUUCCACCUACCCAGCCCUUUUUGCCGAGCUCGUUCGCCGGGGCUGGAAAGAACUGGAUCUGCAGAAACUGGCCGGCAGAAAUCUCAUCCGGGUCUUCAGACAGGCGGAGAAGGUUCGAGACGAGAUGUCCUACUUACCACCUUUUGAGGACAUGUUACCAGAGAGCGAGAACAGUGCCGACAAGUCAUGUCGGACCAACAUGAACGAAUGGUGACAACAAGGUCGUUGGACGCUUAACAGAAUGUGCAGCAGCCCACACUUUAUCACUAUGACUCUCGUAUUCUGGAUCGGCGGCGUUAAUGACCACUAUGUUCACUGAAUAGCAUUUUUUUUAUUAAAUACCGUUAAUAUUUUGUGGCAUGCUUACUCAGAUAAAAGCCAUUUUCUACUUUGAUAUCAACCCACACAUUUUCUACUUUGAUAUCGCCCCACAUAACUGUGUCAAAUUGUGAUAUGAAAUUCAGAAAUUACCUAAUAUGUAUAAAUGAUGCAUCAUGAUAUAUUAAGAAAACGAUAUCAUUAGUAUUUGUGUGUUAUUAGUACUUUUUGUAUGCUUCCUAUUGUUGCCGUAUCUAAAAAAUUGUACAUUCCCAAAUGGCAGUAAAGUGCUUAGUAUAAUUCCAAAACAUCUUUUAGCGAAUACUGAGUAAAAUAAUACAUAAUUCCCCUCAUUUAUGAAAAUAGGACUCCAUUUAUUAAGGCUGAAGGAACUGCAGACACAGUUGCAUCUUUAUCUGUCCUUAGUAGACGGUAGAAACAAACAAUCAAAUAAAAAACAAACUGGAUAGAGCUUAUUAUUUGCAAUGUACGAUUAUAUAUGUGGAAAUGUUCAAUAUAUAUGAAUUAUAUAUGUUUCUAUUUUUUUGCACGUUUCGAUUGCCUCUUAUUUUUUGGUUGCAUUGCUUGGUGGCCGAAUUCCGUGGAACAAUUGAUCAAUUUGUGUUGGCCUUAUUUUCAGAAUUGCAUUUUGAAUAUAUUGAGAUAAAAUCCUUUUGAUGCACUGUUCGAUGACAAAAUCCUUUUGGUAACUAUUGAUGUAACAGUUCCAUUUUUAAUAUUGAAUACAUAUACACAAUUA